AUGUAUCUAAAACUUGAUACUGCUGUAACAGUAGACAAAACUCUUUUUGGGUUAACUUCAAUAAAAGUGUUAAAAAGAUACAUAUGGUUUUCAACAAUUUCAAUUUGCUUCAUUUUAAUUCCAGUUUAUACGAAAUACCAUUUUGAUAUUUUCAAAGUAGUUUUGUAUUUUACCAUUAUCCAGUUUAUUGGAAGUAUUCUUUAUACUCCAGCCAAAUACGUUGCAUGUGGUCAAUUCAUUUUCUUAGGUUUCCAUGUUAGCACUCUCUAUUUCUUUUACUUUUCACAAUGUCAAGAAAUUGUUAUUUUCGAUAUUGGUCAUCCAAUUACUCUCUUUAGUUUUUUGAUUAUGUUUAGUAUGCUACAGGUUAUUCAAGGAAAUUACCACAGAGAUCAUGAUGAUGAUAAAAAAGCAAGAAUUUAUACAAUAGCAAUCUUAUUAGGAAAAAAAUUUUCUUUAUAUUAUUUCUAUUCUUUAUUUAUAAUGUAA
Molecule: messenger RNA, 489 nt
Organism: Dictyostelium purpureum
Lineage: Eukaryota; Evosea; Eumycetozoa; Dictyosteliales; Dictyosteliaceae
Exons: 2
Coding region: 1-489 (162 amino acids)
Biological process (GO): vitamin K biosynthetic process; menaquinone biosynthetic process
Cellular component (GO): membrane
Molecular function (GO): prenyltransferase activity
Source: RefSeq, a predicted model, not a curated record